AUGGCGCAAUUCGAGCGUAGAUCAAUUGUAAACGGUGCUCUGCUGAAAAAACACAUUGGUAAACCAGUAAGCAUCCAUCUGAAAGUAGCCAGCGCGGAUGAUGGCUGCAAGUCGUUCAGCGGCAAAUCGACAGAUGGUGUUAACGUUCAAGUGAUGCUAUCGGAGCCAUUGAAUGGUGCUUGCGCCGAGUGGGUCGAGGUACUAGGAGUCUCGGCACCCAACGACACGGUCCGAGCUAAGGAAAUCAUAACAUACUUCAACAGCGGCGAGAAAACUGAAGAUUUUGAUGUGGAUGGACAUAACAUGCUUUGCACAUUAUUAUCUGUAUGCAAAGAACCAUUUUACAUCGGUUCAUAG
Anopheles nili is the source of this 357-nucleotide messenger RNA. RefSeq lists its product as uncharacterized. The transcript is spliced from 2 exons. Bases 1 to 357 code for a protein of 118 amino acids. The record is from RefSeq and is a predicted model, not a curated record. NCBI's taxonomy places the organism in Eukaryota, Metazoa, Arthropoda, Insecta, Diptera, Culicidae. Gene Ontology annotation, cellular component: DNA replication factor A complex; site of double-strand break; nucleus. Gene Ontology annotation, biological process: DNA replication; mismatch repair; base-excision repair. Gene Ontology annotation, molecular function: single-stranded DNA binding; damaged DNA binding.